This is a messenger RNA of Dibothriocephalus latus, 477 nucleotides long. Lineage: Eukaryota; Metazoa; Platyhelminthes; Cestoda; Diphyllobothriidea; Diphyllobothriidae. The record is from the annotation of a GenBank genome assembly.
AUGUAUGGCCAGCGGCCAUAUGCCAGCCUUGAGGAGGCACCAGCGCCUUCAAAAUCAGACUGGGUAACAGCUGUCCCAGAACCAGAUGCGCAACCAGAGACCCCGAAUAUAGAUUGGGAAUCAGCGAUCACAGGACCAGAUGUGCGACCAGAGACCCCGAAUAAAGAUUGGGAAACAACGGUCCCAGAACAAGGUGCCGCACCAGAGACUCCGAAUACAGAUCGGGAAGCAGGGGUUCCGGAACCGGAGGUGAUACCAGAGACUCCAAAUUCAGAUACAAAAACAGCUUUUGCGGAACCAGAUGUGACACUAGAAACCCUGAAUGCAGGUUGGGAAUCAUCGUUUUCGGAACAAUCGCCGGGAACGAUCGGGGAUGCCACAGGAAAUUACUUAACGUAUGUAACAAGCUACGCCCUUUUCUGCAAAAUUUUGGCCCCCUUGACUGCGGUGAAGAAAUUCCUUUUCAUUUCCUAUUAG